Sesamum indicum (sesame) is the source of this 2707-nucleotide messenger RNA. Its product is annotated as pollen receptor-like kinase 3. Gene Ontology annotation, biological process: protein phosphorylation. The record is from RefSeq and is a predicted model, not a curated record. NCBI's taxonomy places the organism in Eukaryota, Viridiplantae, Streptophyta, Magnoliopsida, Lamiales, Pedaliaceae. Gene Ontology annotation, molecular function: ATP binding; protein binding; protein kinase activity.
CCCUUGACGAUGUCAAUGAGGAAGGUGGACCUCUCUUUCCACCCAAAAACUGAAGCGUUUUAAUUCGUUUUUGAUGAGAUUUUUGCAUGAUCACCAAUCUUAAUUAUGUUAGUUCAGCUCAUGAAGGCCACCUGUAGUACAACCACAGCAAAACCACAGAAUCAUGACACAUCAUUCCCACCCCCAAACAAGGACAACUACCCAAAUCCUCUCCCAGAAUAAGGUUUCUGAGAACUCCAAUCUCUCCGAACAGCGAGCGGCAGCUGUCUCAUCAGCCCAGCCCAGCCCACCUCGGAGUUGGUUCUAUCCCUAUCCCUAAAAUGGCCGCUGUUCGCCUUUUUCUCCUUUCACUUUUUGUUUUCUGUCUCCGGACAAACCCUUCUCAUGCCAUUGGCGAAGAUGUCCAUCUCAUCGAUUUCAAAGAAUCUUUGAAGGAUUCUUCGCCCCUGGAUUCUUCCUGGAUCAAAGGUUCCAAUCCAUGUGAUGCCAAGAAACCAUGGCAGGGUAUAGAUUGUUCGGACACGGGCUCUCAAGCUGUCUCGGCCAUACUACUCAUGAACCGCGGCCUGUCAGGUGCGGGUCCUGAAUUGGAUAUUGACGCAUUGUCUAAGCUGGGCUCCCUCCGGUUUCUCAGCCUGGAGAACAACAGUUUCUCCGGCCCCUUGCCGGAGUUCAAUCAACUUAGUUCUUUGAGGUCUCUCUUUCUGUCAGGGAAUCAGUUUUCCGGGGAGAUACCGCAGGGUUAUUUUGACAAAAUGGGGUCCCUCAAGAAACUCCAUCUUGCCAGGAACAAAUUCACCGGGCCAAUUCCAGGGUCGUUGACGAAACUCAGCAAUCUCAUGGAAAUGUGGUUGCAAGAGAAUGAGUUCUCCGGGCCUGUUCCUUCGUUUGAGCAAAAAUCUCUGCAGUCGAUCGACCUGUCUAACAACAAGCUGCAAGGAGAAAUUCCGCAAAGCAUGUCAAGAUUUCCAGCGUCUGUUUUCCAGGGAAACGCUGACGUCUGUGGCGCUGUCAUCUCCAAGCAAUGCCAAGCUGCGGAGGCACCAGCAUCAGGAACGCCGGACGAUAAGUCCAAAGAAUCCCACAAGUCUGGCGCCCUCACCAAAUGGGUGAUAUUAGCCGUAGUAGUGACCGUUUUGUUGGUGACCAUACUCUUUAAGGCCAAGAAGAAGGAAGAAAAUUUCAGAGUUCUGGGGAAAGAGAAUCUGGAUGAUGUAGUUCAGGUGCGCGUGGCGAGCAUAAACAGGAGGACUGGCAGCUCCAUCCGGAGAACAGGAAGUUAUAACGAAACCGGCAGCCAAUCCUCUAGAAGAGGGGGGGCAGCCGGGGGGAAAUCUCCCAACGAUCUUGUCGUGAUUAAUGAAGAAAAAGGGGUAUUCGGGCUGCCAGAUUUGAUGAAGGCCGCGGCUGAGGUUCUUGGGAGCGGCGGUUUAGGGUCGUCCUACAAAGCCAUAAUGGCGAAUGGGAUGACAGUUGUUGUGAAGAGGAUGAGAGAUAUGAACAAGCUGAACAGGGAUGCUUUCGAGACCGAGAUCAGAAAACUUGGACGGAUCAGACACCGGAAUGUAUUGCCGCCAUUGGCGUACCAUUACCGGAAAGAAGAGAAACUUUUGGUGACUGAGUUUGUUCCAAAGGGCAGCUUAUUGUUCCUGCUACAUGGCGAUCGUGGGGUAGCUCAUUCUGAGCUGAAUUGGCCUACUCGCCUGAAAAUCAUAAAGGGCAUGGCCCGUGGGAUGGGAUUCCUGCACACGGAAUUUGCUAGCUACGACCUUCCACACGGGAACCUCAAGUCCAGCAACAUCCUUCUAUCGCCAGGCUACGAGCCACUGCUCACAGACUACGCGCUGUACUCUCUGAUCAGCAACACUCAGUCGGUGCAAGUCCUGUUCGCCUAUAAAUCUCCAGAAGCCGUUCUCUACCAGCAGCUGUCUCCAAAGAGUGACGUCUACUGUCUUGGAAUCGUCAUUCUUGAAAUCAUGACAGGGAAGUUCCCAUCUCAGUACCUAAACAACCAGAAGGGCGGAACCGAUGUGGUGCAAUGGGCGAGGCAGUCGAUCUCCGAGGGCAGAGUAGCAGAACUGAUCGAUCCAGAGAUCGCCAACGGCUCGUCCUCUUCACUCGACCAGAUGGAGAAUAUGCUGCAGAUCGGAGCCAUGUGCACGGAGAGCGAUCACGAGAGUCGGAUCGAAAUGAGGGAGGCUAUAAGGAGUAUAGAGGAGAUACAAGUUUGAGACACAAAACUUGAUUACAUUUGUCCAGGUUGGUAGAUUGAUUGAUUUGGAGAAGAAGGGAGGGUGGAGAAAGCUUGUGAGCCCUGCACAUACACAUACAUACAUAAACAUACAUACAGCAGAUGAUGAUUUAUAAAAUCAUCACAUGAUAGGGAGCAGAAGAGAGUUGUUAAAGAUGAGGAAAUAUUGUCCAUUUAAGAAAUUGUUUGUGAAUUACUGAACUUGGGAUGCUAAUGAAUGACAACUUUUUUUCCUUUUAGUGUGUGGAAGUGGUAAUUUGGCCUUUAUAGAUUAGCAAAGGGGAAACAGAAAACAAGAGGAGUCCUCAUUUUUUGUGUAGAGUUUCAAGAAACCAUAGAUAGAGAUGAACAUACAUUUUUCAGAAUAUUGUUGCUAUAUUUUGCAGCUGUGUUGAACAAAUGUAUAGUUCAUGUUUGGUUUCUUUGUCUCUCCCAAUUUAGAGCCUUAAAUGUAUA